AUGAGUGAAAAGUUACAAUGGGAAAAGAAUUCCAAAUCUAAUCAAAGUCAGCAUCCAUCAGAUGCUCCACCACCAUAUGAAGAAAUCCAAUCACAACAAAAUCCAUAUGAUCGACCACCACCACCACAACAACAACAGCAACAACAAGAACCUAAUAAUUAUUCACGUCCUCAACAACCUAUUGAUCCAUUACAAGAUCCAAAUGUUUAUAAAAUUAAACCUGAUAAAGUAAAUAUUACUUUAUCUCCUCCUGAACAUUUAAAUCCUCAAUAUCAAGAAUAUUUAGCUAAUGAACCAGAAAGAUUUAAACGUGGGGAUUUCCCAAAUAAUCAUAAUGUACCUUUAAAUCCUGGUCAUGUUAAUCCUAAAAAUAAAUCAAAUAAAGGUUUCCCUGGUCGUAGUGGUGCUACUUAUCAUAAUGCUGCAAAUAAAUAG
Molecule: messenger RNA, 435 nt
Organism: Candida tropicalis MYA-3404
Lineage: Eukaryota; Fungi; Ascomycota; Pichiomycetes; Serinales; Debaryomycetaceae
Exons: 1
Coding region: 1-435 (144 amino acids)
Source: RefSeq, a predicted model, not a curated record